CUUUCUCAUUCCUAACCCUCGGCUCUCACAGGCUCCGGCUGGAACACUGCUGUCUCCUGGAAGAGCUCCAGAGCACCAUCACUCCGGGGCGCCUCGGCUGGUGCAUCCUCGUCCUGCCUUAGAGCACCGUCUCCAGGAGGGGGAGGCGAUCUGUUGGCCUCCUCCACCAGACCAUGAGCUCCCUGCAAACAGGGUUCCAGGGCUUCUGUCAGUGCCACCGCAGCUCCAGCACCAAGGACAGAGCCAGCCCACAGUAGGUGCUCAGUAAAUAUCAGUGGCUUGGAUCGAAGGAAUACAUGUAGCAAAAUAUACUCAGAAGCGGCCUGAGGCUCCGCCAAAAGGCCAGGUUUCCGGGGGGAAGGCUUAGGCAGCGACACCGAGCCCAGCCGCCUCCACCCCCACCACGCUCGGGGCCCUCCCUCCGCCCCGCCACCACCGUCCGCUCGUCCGGCCGCGGGGAAGGAAGAAAGGAGCGAAGGAGGCAGAGGCAUGGACCCACAGCCCCCUCCACCCGCCCAGGGCAGCCCGCCUCACCGGGGCCGGGGCCGGGGCCGGGGCCGAGGCCGGGGUCGGGGCCGAGGCCGUGGCAGGGGCGGUGCUGGAGCCCCCCGCGCCCCUCUGCCCUGCCCCACCUGUGGCCGCCUCUUCCGCUUCCCCUACUACCUCUCCCGGCACCGGCAGAGCCACUCAGGCCUCCGACCCCACGCCUGCCCCCUGUGCCCCAAGGCCUUCCGCCGGCCUGCCCACCUCUCCCGCCACCUGCGCGGCCAUGGGCCGCAGCCCCCGCUGCGGUGCGCCGCCUGCCCCCGCACCUUCCCGGAGCCCGCCCAGCUCAGGCGCCACUUGGCGCAGGAGCACGCGGGCGGCGAGGUCGAGCUGGCCAUGGAGAGGGCGUUCAAGGAGGAGGCCGAGUCCAGCUGGAGCUCGCAGGAGGAGGGCGCAGAGCAGCCGGCCACCGCCGCAGCAGGGCCCGUCAAGGAGGAGGCUGCGUGGCCCGAGGCGUGGCCCGCGGGGGAGCCGGCCACGCUGGCGGCCCCCACGAGCACCGAGCCCUGGAAGUCGGAGGAGGAGGAGGCCGAGGCCGGGGCUGCGGAGCUGCGGGCCGAGCUGGCGCUGGCGGCCGGGCGGCAGGAGGAGAAGCAGGUCCUGCUCCAGGCCGACUGGACGCUGCUAUGUCUGCGCUGCCGCGAAGCCUUCGCCACCAAGGGCGAACUCAAAGCCCACCCGUGUCUGCGCCCCGAGGGCGAGCAGGAGGGCGAAGGGGGGCCCCCGCCCCGCCCCAAGCGCCACCAGUGCUCCAUCUGCCUCAAGGCCUUCGCCAGGCCCUGGUCGCUGUCCCGCCACCGGCUGGUCCACUCCACCGACCGCCCUUUCGUGUGCCCGGACUGCGGCCUGGCCUUCCGCCUCGCCUCCUACCUCCGCCAGCACCGCCGCGUCCACGGCACGCUCAGCCUCCUGGCCUCGCUGCCCUCGGCGGGCAAGAAGGACGACAAGGCCGCGGGGGCGCGGACCUCAGGGAAGGGGCCCGAGGGCGGCGAAGGGGCUGAGUGCGGGGGCGCCUCGGCCGGGGGAGAAGGCGGGCAGGACGGAGGGGACGCCGCCCCGGCCCGGCCCCCCGCCGGGGAGCCCCGCUUCUGGUGCCCCGAGUGCGGCAAGGGCUUCCGGCGCCGCGCGCACCUGCGGCAGCACGGGGUCACCCACUCCGGGGCGCGCCCCUUCCAGUGCGUGCGCUGCCAGCGCGAGUUCAAGCGGCUGGCCGACCUGGCCCGCCACGCGCAGGUUCACGCCGGCGGCCCGGCGCCGCACCCCUGCCCGCACUGCCCGCGCCGCUUCUCGCGCGCCUACAGCCUCCUGCGCCACCAGCGCUGCCACCGCGCCGAGCUGGAGAGGGCCGCGGCGCUGCAGGCGCUCCAGGCCCAGGCGCCACCGCCACCGGCCGGCCAGGAGGCGGGGGGACCCCCGCCGCCAGCGGGGCGCAUCAAGGAGGAGCCGCCCUCCCCGGGGACCCCGCCCCAGUCGCCGCCGGCUGCCCCUCUCUUCCUCAGCGCCUCCUGUUUCGACAGCCAAGACCACUCAGCCUUCAAGAUGGAGGAAGAAGAGAUGGAGAGCAAGACGCACCUGCACGGGGUGGGCGGCCUGGCCUCCUGACCCUGACACCCACGCGCGGCCCCCGUGGGCUCCCCGGUUUGCAACGUGGAGGAGGGAAGUUGAAGGAUUGGCACCUCCUCUGCCCCCUGCCCCCCCUUCCAGCCCUGACACCAAGCGGGGCCCCGGCCCCCACCCCCAGCCCCCCUGAUGCCGGUUAGGAACUGCUCGCCACACACUCGUCUUAAGGCCGGACGACUUGGAAAAGAAGGCGGAGGACACUGGCCAGAGGGAUGGAGACUGGGGGAACCCCUGCCUGGCUGUCCCCCAUUAUACACACUGGACACCAUCACCUCUUUGGAACUGCCAGACCUGGGGGUAUCCCCAGUGAGCAAAGGUCCAUCCCUGCCCUUUUGUCUGUGAAUAAAUGUGAGUCCGUGGAA
Manis javanica (Malayan pangolin) is the source of this 2528-nucleotide messenger RNA. It is a transcript of the gene ZNF579, whose product is annotated as zinc finger protein 579. Lineage: Eukaryota; Metazoa; Chordata; Mammalia; Pholidota; Manidae. The record is from RefSeq and is a predicted model, not a curated record.